AUGAAGGGCUCCGGCCUCUUCUCCUGCCUCUCUCUCGUCUUCCUUAUAUUACUAUCGUCAUCUUCGGCAUGGCCAUGGCCCCCGUCGCUUGGUGAAAUUGGGGACAGGCUGGAUACCUUUCUGUCCCGCCGUCAAGACAAUCAAGACAACGAGGACAACCAAGAAUCUUCCUCCAGCCGCUCCUCUUCUGCAACUGCCACUGCAAAAACCUCGACUUCGGCUUCCCGGUCAUCUUCAGCCACAACCGACCCAGAUGCUGAAGAGUCUGCAUCUGCCUCAGGGACCAUUACAGACAUCAAUGCUUCAGAAACCAAAAGUGCCAACAGUACGAGGACAUCAAGCACGAAAACAACUCCAAUUGACCCUCGUCUGCCUCCCGGUGGCAUUUCGCUCAUCACUCCAGCACCCAUCGAUGGCGUCCAAUAUUACAAAGUUGGAGAUCCUGUAACCUUCAAGUGGAACUACACUUCACUUUCCAUCACACCAUCUGCCAUUGAUGUCUUGGCCUCUUGUGCCCUAAAUUCUGCAACUUAUACAAUUUCUUCCAACAUGUCCGUCGAAGAAACUGGAGCUGUGACAUGGGAUACCGGCGAUUUUGAGGCCACUGCCACAAAUCCGUUUGUGGUGGCUAGUUAUACAUUGAUCGUCCAUGAUGCAGCCAAGGAGGUCACCGAUGUCCCGUCUGCAGGUGAGCUAGGUGCAUAUGCUCAAUAUGUCUUUGGGAUGUACACAGGACAGCCAUAUGUACCCCUAAACGAAUUUCGAUGUGCUUCCUGCAACGGAGCACUGUCUAUUCACGAGAAACAAGCACUAGGUGUCAUAUUGACAACAGCUGCCAUCACGAUAAUGUCAUUCACGUGGUUCGCCAAUGGAUUUGGCGCCUUUUAA
This is a messenger RNA of Exophiala bonariae, 888 nucleotides long. RefSeq lists its product as uncharacterized. NCBI's taxonomy places the organism in Eukaryota, Fungi, Ascomycota, Eurotiomycetes, Chaetothyriales, Herpotrichiellaceae. The transcript is spliced from 2 exons. The coding region runs from base 1 to 888 and encodes 295 amino acids. The record is from RefSeq and is a predicted model, not a curated record.